UAUUAUUUUUAUCUUGAGAAAUAUUAGAAUAUUAAUACGCAAGAAUCCGUAAAAAGAAAGGUAAAGUUGGAAUACAGUGGUUUAGUAUGAAACAAGACGUGGGAUUAACUAUGGGAUGAUUUUAGCUAGGAUUUAAAUACUCGUUUAGUCGAAGGAAAUGGGUGAAUUAUUAAUGACAGCGUAUCGACCACGUGCUGAGCCCCAGGACGAGGCGGAUCCGAGGGUCAGCUUAAUCGUUGACCCUCAAUCCCAACCCCAUCCUAACUCUCAACAAAGUCAGCCUAGCAACGGGGUAACCCAUCAAAAUGGCGGACCUGUCGCACAGAAGAAGAAACCGGGAUUAAAACAGACAUUGCCCCUGGGCUGCUUCAAGAACCGAAAAAGAUGUCGGUUGAUAACGGCAAUUAUUUUGACAAUUCUUAUUCUGUCUGCGGUGGCAAUAGUCUUGGCCGUGUGUUUAAAAUCGUCCGAUGAUGAUUCGACAUUAAAUCAUGUUCCCGAAACGAAAAACCAAAGUCGUUUCUUGAAAACCACCAAAUUGCCAGAAACCACCACGUCAACGGUUACCACAUCGACAACUUCUACAACAGUGCCACCAGAAACAACAGUUUCGGUUCCAGUACCGGAAGUAAAUGAAUUUGCGAAUUAUCCGGACAGAGGUGAUAGCCGUUUGUUUAAAAUAAAUUUGGACAAUGGUGACAUUAUAAGGACAUAUGGAUCUAAAUCAUCCAAUGGAAAUCUCGCAUCUUUAACGUCUAUAAGUGUUGCUGAGGGAACCGGAAGUGAUACCCAUAUCCGAUUAGGUAACAGAAACAAUUUAGCAUCAGUAAUGCUCUCUGAUGGCACCCACGUUUCUUACGAUAUGUCUGACAAUCUUCAGAAUUUAGAAAUGAAAAUAUUUACGGGUGGACCGAUUGACGUAAAUCCUAAGACACCUCGUGCCUUUGUUCAGGGAAUUUUGAUUGACAAAAACAUCUCUGUGUUAACACGCCUGUUGUUGUUGCUCUCCGGUAAAAACGUUUCUCCAAACGGCAGACCCGGAGUUGUGCAAACUGUGAACAAAACGUGUAUAUCGUAUUUACCCCUACGUGUGACUAAAUGUGGUAGCCAGUAUCCCUAUGAGGGUGCAUUUAUUGAAGGUAAAGUUAGAAUUGGCGGGAAAUCGCCCGUGUUAAUGGCUGCGUUACCAUGGCCGACCGAGCGUGACGAGUGUUUUGAGCAGACAUGGGAAUCAAAUACAAGGCCGAAUUAUUAUAUACCGCUUCCAAGUAGAUCAAAUCGUAGUGCAUCUUUUUCAGAGAUCAGUCAAAAUUGUGAUUCAUAUGUGGAUUAUUUCUAUCCUAUCUGCGCAAGUCAGGAUGUAUACGAUCAACAUUUACACGUGGAUAUGUGCAAUAACCUUGCCAACCAAACGGCCAGUGCUCAAGGUGGAAAUAGUGUAAUACAUUCGUCUGUGUUCAGUAGCUGUAGGAAAAUAUUUAGUAGUAUUAACUCCAUGUGUUCGGCACUGCAGUAUAAAUCUGUCGAUGAACCAACAUGGAAAACUUCAAAAGACGUUCUCUCAAGGAGUCUGUGUUCUUUACCAGAAUCAGAAUCCCAAGGGACGGUAGCAGACGAUCAGUUACAGGUGGGUCUACAUGUGCUAGUGUUUUGCCCAUCACAGACUCCAUUUCGAUCACCUGAACAAAACAUUAACAUGCGUUUUAAUGAAUCAAAAAGUAUUGGAAGUCCAAUCCAUAUAAACUGUGAGGGGUCACCGGAAGUAACCUUCGUCUCAAUCGGACAUGCUUACACCGGUUCUAGUAGUCUCGAUCGAGUCAUGCAUCGAUUUCGAGUUUGUUCAAUUUGUGCAUUUGAGACUUCAGUGCGCGCAGUGCUUACAAACGAUAAAAUUUGUUGUGACGAUACGUGUCUGGAUAAUCGUGUGUGCAGGGAAGGGCGAAUUCCCGCCAUUGAGGAAUCGACGUUCAAACAGCACAGUUCGGUCUAUUGUCAUGACUUUUUUGCUGAUCGAGGCUAUAACACUGAAUCGUUAAAAUAUGACUGCAAGGGAAAAUGUGAAACUAAUUUGUCUGUGAACUUUACAAUGUUCGAUGUCAGUUCACAAAAGACAUUUUAUCAUCAAGCCGUUACUUGCCACGAAUCUGAACUUAAUGCCUGUAAAAUGGAAUUUGGGCGGUAAAAUCAAUUUUAUAGGAAUUUUAUAGGAAGUUCGGCAAAUCAGUGAUUGACUUGUAAUUUUUACGACAUUCGGCAAAUUAGUGAUUCACUUGUAAUAUUACCGAGUUCGGUGAAUAUAAAAAUUUACUUGUAACAUCAUAAGAAGUUCAGUAAAUCAGUGAUACAAAUUACUUGUGAUAUUGCCAAGUUAGGUGAAUAUAAAAAAUUACUUGUGACUUCAUACGUAGUUCGGCAAAUCAUUGAUAUAAUUUACUUGUAAUAUGGCCGGUGACAUACGAAGGUCGGCAAAUUAGUGGUACAAUUUACAUGCAACAUUGCCGAGUUCGGUGAAUAAACCAAUCAAAUUAUCAAUCAAUAGAUUUACUAUGUUUGAGGAAUCAUCUAAACAGUCAACUAGUAAAGUUUGUUGAAUAAAUCAUAGACAUUUCAACUGUCACGUCACGUUACUGGACUUUUAGACACGUGUGCAAGGAUUUCUUUUGAAAUUAUGUCGAACCGGUUUCAAAUUACAAUUGUGGAAUAUGACUAAAAGGGUAUUGAAAAUGUGUUUUGCUAAUGGAUAAGAAACGGGUCAAAAGCGUUCUUAUGCGAGUAAAGAUAUUAUUGCUCAGAAUUCAGCAAUUUUUGGAAGCAUUCCUUGUGAUUACCUCCCUUAUCUCAUUAACGACGUCAUCAAAUACAGUAUAUUAUGUACUGUAUACUGUCAUAUAACAGACGUUGGAUUAUUUAUACAUAUUUCAUUUAUAUUAAUAGCUUGUGCAGUGGCGGUGCCAGAGGGGUGUCACCAACCCACUCUUGACACCCAACCACCCUUGUUACAUCCACCCACCCACCCUUUUUCCACCAUUCAAAGCUAUUCGUAUCCCAAUUCCAUGAGCCCAUCUUUCUUUUUUUUCUGAUCGAUGCUAAUAUGCAAUUGUGUUCCUUAUCCAGGAUAUACACCAAACCACGUAUUCUCCUUAAAUUUGUGAAGUUCUUCGACUCAGGACUCCUUUCCCAAUUAUCCUGGAAAAGCCUGGCGACGCCACUGUCUUAUGUCACAGCUCUCGACAUUUAUAUUAUUUAGGUAGAAUCCAUUGUUCUUGCUACACUCAAACAUUAAAACACCUUCACAUCAUAAUAUUUAUAUACAUUCUCGUUCCCGAUAAAUGAGUAUAUAUAGUUUCAUGUCUACAGCUUUCGAUUUCUACUAUUGGCAACCAGUCCAUGGCGAUUGCUCCUGUAAUCUGGAAAAACCUAUAUAUAAGUGUGUUGAAUGCAAAUCAGUAUAAUUACAUGUCAUACUAGGUUCUUCCAUUUGAAAAACUUCCAACAGGGAAAAGUUUCACACUUUAACAUUUUUAACUGAAGGAGAAAACCCUAUGGGUCUAACUCAAUUUUUCACCAGAAUAUGACUUACUAGGUAUUUCCAGAUUACAGGGGAUUGACAGGCUCACACCACGCUAUUUUUAGCAAUAGUUUUCAUUGCGGAAAUAACAGAUGGCGAUUUAAUCAUCAGUUCUUAAUUUACAAAUACAUACGACUGCCUCAUUGUAAUCAGAUUUAUACAGUGACGUGUAGGGAGAGGUGAGGGAGAGGUGUGGGAGAGGUGUGGGGUGGGGCGGAGUACAAGCUGCAUUGAAUGUGGAUCAGUGUUUUAUUAAGCCAGAGAACCUAAAGUAGUUUUCUGAAAAGAGUGCUCAUUUCGGGCGCCAAACUUAAAGAUACAUUAUGUAAGAGGUAAAUCUGUCAGUUGCAGUUUUGGCUAUCAAUGAUAUAACUAAAUGAGACAUUUAUUAACAAGUCCAUGAUCAACUCUUUAGACAAUCGGAUGGUCGUGAUUUUAAACGGAUUGAAACACAAUCGCCAUUUAAUACUUUAAUAUAUUAUCGUAACAACGGUUCUUGACAAUCGCGAUUAUAUCGUGAAACCUUCAACCACGAAUACGGUAUUUUGACAGAAAUUUCAUCUCUUUAUCAAAUGUUACAUAAUGCAUAUUUAAUUAAUUUGGCUGGUAUAUAUUUAAUUUGAAUAAAAGGUAAAUUUAAUUUUUUAUAUUUAAAAUGGCUUCCUUUCUCAGCAAUAGGCCCUUUGAUUCAUGCAGUUGGUCCCCAGCUUCACCUAACCUCUCUGCACGCCACUAAAUUUAUAAUGCAACGUUGAAAUCCAGCAUAAUAUAGUUAAUAUUUAUUUAUAUAUUAAUUGUCGUUUUUCUUAUCAUCUUUUAAAGUGCUAAUGAUUUGUACAUAUUGAAUAUAUAUUUGUUGUAUUUGAAUGAGUGUAUUAAAUUGAUUUAAUGUU
Molecule: messenger RNA, 4461 nt
Organism: Patella vulgata (common limpet)
Lineage: Eukaryota; Metazoa; Mollusca; Gastropoda; Patellidae
Exons: 3
Coding region: 158-2182 (674 amino acids)
Source: RefSeq, a predicted model, not a curated record